Saccostrea cuccullata (small rock oyster) is the source of this 651-nucleotide messenger RNA. RefSeq lists its product as uncharacterized. Lineage: Eukaryota; Metazoa; Mollusca; Bivalvia; Ostreida; Ostreidae. The transcript has a single exon. Gene Ontology annotation, molecular function: zinc ion binding. Bases 1 to 651 code for a protein of 216 amino acids. The record is from RefSeq and is a predicted model, not a curated record.
AUGGAUGACAAUACAUGGGAUUUAAUGUGUAAAUGUCAUGAUAUGAAACUAUUGCCGAUAUAUUGUAAGGAUUGUGAAUGUCCAGUCUGUACAAAAUGUCUGACUUCCUCUCACUUAAAACACAACAUAUGUGAUACAGCUGAGUAUUUCGAGAAAAAUGAGGGAAAACUUAUGGAAGCCAUGUGUGGUGAAGAUUCAUUACUUGAAGAAAUAAAAUGUAGCCUCGGGAGUAAACGUAAAAUGCUAGAUCAAUGGAAAACCAAAGUUUUUGAUCAAAUUAUCAAAAGAGAAGCCAUCAUUGCGGAAGUUAGAGAAGUUGGUAAUGGCUAUAAAACCAUUGUAUCUGAUGCUGUUUUGAAACGAGAGGAACACUUUCAGGAAAGUGGGAAAAUACUUAAAAAUAUUUCAAGUAAUCUAGAAUUUAAAACAGAAUCGGAAAGAGACAGAAUAAAAUUAUUGACGUGUUAUAGUGAACUAAUGAGGCUUCGAUGGGAUAUAAAAAAUAAAGACCCCAUGAACUCUACAUUAGAAGACUUAAAAAGUAACAGUAGAAAGGUCAUAGAAGAGCUAUUUAGGAAUUUAAAUAUGGAAUCUGAUCAUACUCUUGCAUCUGAUGAAGAUGGGCAAAUCGAGAAAAUCACCUUUUCAUAA